GAGUACAUGGAGAGACUAUACACAGAUGAGGACAAGAGUCAUGUACUGCAAUUGUUUGUAAAUAUUACAGAUUUGGUUCCCCAACAUAUUGGGCAAGUUAUUAGACUGCUUAAGGUUUGGUCUGUUGAUGAGGAGGAAGUAAACUAUUUUGAGCACGCUAUGCUGCAGAAUAUGAUGAAGAUGUUGAAGAACCUGAGCAUGAACUACUUGAAGCAGAUGGGCGGAGGUACCGAGGUUGACCUGCUGGACUACCAGGAGCUCCCUCUCAUUCCAACCAGGGAGGAGCUCGUCAACUUCUCUAACAAAUCUGUUCAGACAGGAUUACUCCCAGUACGGACUGGAGUAGGGUAUAGUAGUGAAGAGGAGUAUAUGGAGACCUACACCAGACUACAGAGAACGGAUGGUUUCAAUACACUCUGUGUAGGAAUACAGAAGUUCCUGAAGGGUGAGCUGGAUCACCGUGACAUGAACGUUUACAAUAUUGUUCAAUUCCGAGGUCUCACACUCUCCAAGUCCUCCAGGAUAUCCUUAGCCCUUAAAGUACAACCUUUGAAGAAAGUCAAGGAUCUGAGUAUCUCCCGCUACCUAAUGACAGGAAACCUGUUGUGUAUCACCGUCAAAGGGGACUUCUCCGACCCAGUGUGGGCCAAGGUCUCCGUCCGGCACACAGAGACCUUGAAGAGGGAGAAUAUUAUUCUGGUGGAACUGCUGACAGAGCACAACCAGGCCUCAACCUUCUCCAUCAUGAGACGGUUACUGGGGAAUGAUGGAAAGGCAAUGAUGGCGGAGACUCCGUCCUUUUAUACGUCAUUUGGUCCUGUGCUCUCAGCUCUGCAAAAAUAUGAGAUUAAAAGUUUAGAACUCAAAGAUAUUAUUGUCAGGUGUGAAAGAGAUACUACUGAGCCUGAAUAUCUUAUUGGGAACAGAAUAAACCUGAAAAGAUUUGUCCCUUCUUUAAUACAUACUGAGAACCAUAAAUACAAGAGGCUGCAGGAGUGCAGUAGAAUAGAUAUUGACGAGGAUGGAAAGGAAACCGCUUCAGUUCAUGACUUCCUUGAUGUAUUGGACACUGUUCCAACACUAGAUUUAUCACAGAAGGAGGGUAUACGUCACGUGUUGACCAACAAGGUUGGAAUAAUCCAAGGCCCCCCUGGAGCUGGGAAAACAUAUCUCGGAACCAAACUAACAGAGAUCCUGUUGAACCUGGAGAACCCCUCGACUCGUCCCAUUGUUGUGAUCACUUACAAGAACCAUGCUCUGGAUGAGUUUCUGAAAGGACUGCUGGAGAAUGGAAUCUGUAGUUUAGAUGAAAUGUGCAGGAUUGGUGGGAGAUCUAAAGAACCAGAGCUAGAGAAUUGUAAUAUCUACAAGGUUGUGGGUCGAGGCCGGGCUAAAAACAAGGAGGCUGCCAACACACAUAGAGAUAUCAUGGAGACCAACGAGCUCAUUGAAGAACUCUGUUCCGAGCUGAAGGUUGCUGUUCAGGAACAUGGAGCUGAUCUUGGACUUAAACAUCACGAUAUUGUAAACUGUUUGGAUGAAGAACAGUUAGUUAGUUUUCUAAUCCACGAGGAGAACAAUCAGGAGAAACUGAAGAAAAAUAUCAAAACUGCAAUUUUUGACUGCCAAGGGGGAAGUCUUCAUGAUAUAUGCAAUGGUCUGUUCAAUCAGAGAGAAGAAAGCUGCAAAUACAUAAACGAAAUGUUUUUGUAUAAACUAGAGAAAUGGUUCCCGGAGAACAAAAUGUUCAAAGGUUUCAAGACCAACAUAGAGAAGGUCGAAGAGAGUUUAUUAAAGCAAAGAGUUAACGUCUACAAGGAGAUGUAUGCUGGAAGAGAGUCUCCUGAUAACAACAAUAUGGAUGAAAACAUGGAUGUAGAAGAAGAGGAAGAAGACGACGCUAUUGCUCUGCAGAGAGAGCGUGUUGAGAUGGUUCGAAUAUCCGGGUCUGGGUUGAGAGCGGAUGAGGCUCCAGUGAUAACACGAUUUUUUGAUGAUCAGGAAUAUAUGUGUGUGAUAAACCAGUUCCCUGAGAACUGUCCGAUAGUGGUUGAUCUACUUUACGGAGAUAUUUCAACCUAUUCUACAGACUCCAAGAUCAAGUUCCUCUACACAAUUCUCUACCAGAUGCAGGAGAAUAGCAGUGAGAGGUUGGAUCAGAUGAUCAGGAACCUGGAGGAGAAAAUGCAGAUGAAGGAAGAGCUUGAAGCUGUCUACAGAGCAGAGUGUAUCUCCGGGAUGAAGGUGGUAGGUAUCACUAUCACGGGAGCGUCCAUUAACAAUUCAAUGUUGAAGAUAUUAAAACCCGAGAUAGUUCUAGUGGAGGAAGCAGCAGAGAUAUUAGAACCUCAGCUCCUGGUUGCACUCAGCUAUCAAACCAAGCAUCUGAUCAUGAUCGGGGAUCAUAAUCAGCUCCCACCUCAGGUAAACACUUAUGAGCUGAAGAAGAUGAGGUUUGAUGUGUCGAUGAUGCAAAGGCUGGUGGACAACAACCUCCCCUUCGUCCAGUUACAGAUGCAGAACAGGAUGAGGUCAGAUAUAGCGGAGCUCUUACUGGACAUUUAUCCAACUUUAAAGAGUAAUAUUUCACGAGUUGGUUCAAUAGAACUCCCUAAAAUUCUAAAAUACUCGACUAUAUUCUGGGCGCAUAAUAGUCUUGAGGAUGGCGAGACUGAGAAGAACAUUGAUCGGACGAAGAAUAUUGGUCGGAGUAAGACGAAUAAAGUUGAAGUGUCAAUGGCUGUAGGGCUUGCUAGUGUAUUGAUCACCUUCGGACACAGGCCAAGUGAUAUCACAAUUCUAACGAUGUACCUGGGUCAAGUAUCAGAGUUUCGUCGUGUCAUCAAGAAUAAUAAGAACCUAACAAGAGAUGAGGAAACCGUGAAUAUCUCAACUGUUGAUAAUUUCCAGGGAGAUGAAAACAAGAUUGUGAUUGUAUCUCUAGUCCGGAGUAAUACAGCGGGUAAAGUUGGAUUUUUAGCCGAAUUACCUCGUCGUUGUGUGGCUCAAUCUAGAGCAAAAUCCUGCGUUGUAUUUAUCGGAAACCCUGAAACUGUGAGAAGAGCGAGAUGUUGGGAAAGUCUUCUCAAAAAGGUUCAAUUUAAUGGACCUUCUCUUGAAAUAUCCUGCCCUAAUCAUUCCACCAGCUCCACACGGAAACUAACUACAGGGAAAGAUGCGGAAAGAUAUGUGGAUAAUCCGUCCCUGCUCUGCUCCAUCCCUUGUGGAUUAUUAUUCUCCUGUGGAAAGCAUACCUGUAAAGCUACCUGUCAACCCGAGCACAAGCAUAACAAGUGCAACACUAAAGUUUCCUUCAGCUUCUCUAGAUGCAGUCAUGUUGGGACUAAACCUUGUUGGAAGGAUGUAUCUAAAGAGCUCUGUAUGACUGUGAUUGAUUUCAACUUUCCAGACUGUGGCCAUCCAGAGAAGAGAGCUUGUCAUAUUGGUUUGGAGGGAGAAAGAGUAAUGAAAUGCAAGAUGAGCUGCAUACAAAGCAUGGACUGUGGCAAGCACAAGUGCAGUAAAACGUGCGGAGAGCAUCACACCCAUGCCAAUUGUCGUGCACAGGUUGAUGUUGAGAUGCCUUGCAAACAUUUGAUGAAGAAAUCAUGCUUCCAAGACAUGCUGGAGCUCACAUGCACUCAGAAGGUUCUGAAGACAUUCCCGGAGUGCAAGCAUUCGAAGAAGCUUGAAUGCUUUAAGAGGAUCGAAGAUUUGAAAUGCACGGAAGAAGUUAAAGUUACCCGGCAGGGUUGCGAACACAAAACUGUUAAACCUUGCUGUGAGGAUCCCUCCUCAACUCCUUGUGAAAAGGAGUGCAAAAAGGUGCUCUCCUGCAAGCAUGCUUGUUUAAGGAAAUGUGGAGAAGACUGUUCAGACUGUAAAACCUGUGUUGAAAUCCAGAAAAAUCGGGAUAAGGAAAAAAGAAAAGAAAUUGAGAAAAAAAUCGUUGAGAUAAAGAAUGAAAUGCGCCGAAGUAAAGAUAACAACAGAGCAUUCAGUCUGGAGGUCACAGAUCAAUCCGAGUUUGAUACUGUGAAAGGUCAGGUCAUAAACUACAUUGUACCAGACCAUAAUUGGUUUCCCAUUAUAACUAAGAUCGAGCGGGUAACAAACCCCAAACUUGAACUAGCGUUCAAUGAGGCUAAACUAGAACUACAUGAUCCGCACCGACCUGAAGAUCGUAAGUUUCACGGUACCGGAGAUGAUGGAGUGAAGAACAUUUGCUUUGGAGAUGGUUUCAGGCUUCCAGAAGCAAGCAGAAACAAUAUGUUUGGUCAAGGAGUUUAUUUCUCCAGUAUUUCUUCUAAAUCUGCUCGGGAACUUUACACCAAGGGUAGUCAUAAACUUCUUCUGUGCAAGGUUCUGCUUGGUAAAUCCUUGAAAGCUACCCGAGCCAUGAAUGAGCUGACUCCAGCUAAGAUGAAGAAGGAUGGAUAUGACUCUCUAUAUGCCCCAGCAGGUCGACUUGUCAAGAAUGAUGAGUUUGUUAUUUACAAUCCUAACCAAGCAAUCCCAGCUUAUAUAAUCCACUUUGUGAAGGGGGAUAUCUCCAAUAUACAAACUAAGCUGCCUAUGCUGAGUAGUUCAGGGUUUAAGAAGACCCCUAGGUUGCCUAAGAGAACCAUGGAUAUGAACGAUCCUUACGAUAUCCACUACUCCCUGGCAGAGGGUAGAUUCUACCGAUUACAGACUGGAAAGCAGAUGAAUGUUGUUAAGAUUGAUAUUAUAGAGAAUCCUGUUCUAGAGGCCAAGUUCAGUGCUAAGCAAGCAGAGUUUAAGAGUAAAGGAAUCCCAUCUGAUCCUGUUUUUGGAUUUCACGGGACAGCAGCAGCAAAUAUUGAUUCUAUACUUCAGAAUAAUUUUGAUCUGAGUAAGGUUAAGGUUUAUGCCCAUGGUUUCGGAAUUUACUUCUCUGAACGGCCUGAAGUUAGUCAAGGAUAUAACAGGGAUAAUAAGUCAUUUAUCCUUUGUAAGCUUCUGAUUGGAAAGCCAGGAAUCAACAGCAAGGAGGUAAAUAAAGAUGCCCUAGACCGAUUUUGGGCAAUAGUGAUUGGCCAAACCAAUGGAGUUACCGAUCCUUCGAGCAUGGAUCAGAUCUUACCAUCAUACGUGAUCCACUACCAGUAGAGUGGAGUAAACGAUCCUUCGAGCAUGGAUCAGAUCCUACUACCAGUACGAUUUCAACUUAAAAACUUAUCCUGAAAAUUUUCAAAAUAUUGUAUUCUUUUUUGUUAGCGUAAUCAAGCUAUAUGCGCAUUUGUUCUGGACAUCUUAUUCGAACUCGAUUUAUCAUUAAACAAUAAAAUACAUUGUCCAGUUAAGGUCAAAAUAGUAUCCUUUUUUUACUUUUUCACAUUUUUGAUUUAAAAGAGUAUGCUUUGAAAACUAUGUAAGCAAAACCUUAAAAAAAUAAUGUCCAUGAUAAUAUGAUUAAAGUGUUUUGUAAUUUU
Eurytemora carolleeae is the source of this 5453-nucleotide messenger RNA. RefSeq names its product NFX1-type zinc finger-containing protein 1. Gene Ontology annotation, cellular component: nuclear RNA-directed RNA polymerase complex. Gene Ontology annotation, biological process: regulatory ncRNA-mediated heterochromatin formation. The record is from RefSeq and is a predicted model, not a curated record. Gene Ontology annotation, molecular function: NAD+ poly-ADP-ribosyltransferase activity; helicase activity. Lineage: Eukaryota; Metazoa; Arthropoda; Copepoda; Calanoida; Temoridae.